Chiloscyllium plagiosum (whitespotted bambooshark) is the source of this 2146-nucleotide messenger RNA. The record is from RefSeq and is a predicted model, not a curated record. NCBI's taxonomy places the organism in Eukaryota, Metazoa, Chordata, Chondrichthyes, Orectolobiformes, Hemiscylliidae.
UGACGCAGCUAGCCGUCCAUGGAGUGCAAUCUGUGUCGCGUUUCUACUGCCGGGUGCAGCCGGUGCCACCUAUGUAGACAAUAGAGGAGCGAAGCAAACACACAGUCUCACGCACAAAAAUACACAACACUCGAAUUUGAGCAGAGUCUCCGGGAGCGGAGAAAGAACAGGGCUUUAUUGAACAGCUUCUGUUUCGACAGGUUUUGCAACUGAACCCCCAACUAAAGAGACAAAGCAGUGAUGGAACAGUCCCUUUGAUUAACUAAACAGUGCACAAAGGCUGUGUGGAAUGGAUCAACAUCUCAACAUCCUACUGUACACCUCUGUCAUAUAUUGGAAAGAAGUUAUUCAAUAAUGGACUAAGAGCUGAAGGAAGUUUGCGAAAAAAGAUUUGAAGGUCAGUUUCAUGUUAUGUUUAACACCAGCCACCAAUGACUUCCAUGUUUACCAGAUCGUUUGGAACUUGGUCCAUCAAUUCGGCUUAGAAUGACAACAGCAAGAUAUAGGCCUACCUGGGACCUGGCACUGGAUCCCCUUGUGUCUUGUAAAUUGUGCCUUGGGGAAUACCCAUUGGAGCAAAUGACAACGUUAUCACAAUGUCAAUGUGUAUUCUGUACCCUGUGUCUGAAACAAUACGUGGAACUUUUAAUUAAAGAGGGCCUGGAAUCCUCAAUAAGCUGCCCCGAUGCUGCUUGCCCAAAGAGAGGUCAUCUACAGGAAAAUGAGAUUGAAUGUGUUGUUGCAGCAGAACUUAUGCAGAGGUAUAAAAGAUUGCAGUUUGAAAAAGAAGUGCUUUUGGAUCCAUGCCGAACCUGGUGCCCAUCCUCCACUUGCCAGUCUGUCUGCCAACUAAAGGAGGAACUACAGAAGCCCCAGUUGGUACAGUGUGCAGCCUGUAACUUGGAGUUUUGCUCCCUUUGCAAAGCGAACUGGCAUCCAGGGCAGGCUUGCCAAGAAAACCUGCCUGUUACCUCAUUUCUUCCUGGUGAAUCAAGCUCAUUCUUUGAAAAUGAUGAGGAGGACGAUGUUCCAAUCAAACGUUGCCCAAAGUGCAAAGUCUACAUUGAAAGAGACGAAGGCUGUGCACAGAUGAUGUGCAAAAACUGCAAGCACGCCUUUUGCUGGUAUUGUCUGGAAUCACUUGAUGAUGACUUUCUAUUAAUUCAUUACGAUAAAGGACCUUGCCGUAACAAACUUGGUCACACUCGUGCCUCUGUCAUUUGGCACAGAACCCAGGUAGUUGGAAUAUUUGCAGGCUUUGGUCUUUUGCUGUUAGUAGCGUCACCUUUCCUCCUACUGGCCACACCAUUUGUUCUUUGCUGCAAGUGCAAAUGUAACAAAGGGGAUGAUGAUCCUUUACCCACAUAGACCUGAUGCUCGGAAACAGGACAACAAUAUUUAAUGAACAUUUUUGUUGUUUUAACUGCAAUUUUAAACUGUCUUAUUUUAGCCCAUCAUAUAUCCCAGUGCCAAAAUUUGCUUUCCUGGUUUCCACCAUUUAAUCACACUCCAGAAUCUGAGAGUGCCAUAAGUUAAAACACAAAAUUUUAAACCCGGUUUCCCAGACAAAUUUACUUAUUCAAAUUAAUGAACAGAAAUGUGAUACUCUGCACGAAGGCUCUGGAAUAUGAAUGGUAAGCUCAGAAAAGUUCUCAUUUAAAUGGUUUCAAAAAAGCAAUAUCCUUAACAAGGUACUGCUCUUCACUUAAGUACAAAACAUAGGUUAUAUGAAGGAUGGAAAAAAGUGCAAUGUUGUGUUAAACAGAAAAUGCACAGCAGCUGCUUCAGAUUUUGUAAAAGCAAAAGGCACACUAAUAUUUUAGACCUGAUAUCAGAUUAGAAGGUUGUAAUAAGUCAGGUCAUCUAUUUAUCAAAAUAGGUGCAUUCUUAUAUUGCAAAAAACACACAUAUCGCUGACUCUAAAAGACCAAUAGUCUAGUUUACUGUAUAAAAGCCAUCAUAAGACAUUUUGUUGAUUUGAAUGAAACAUUUAAAUGUUUCUUAAUUAUUAGGUGAUUUACAGCUGCUUUUUACCUGAAUCCAUCUAUAGUAUCUCCAUCUUUAUAUGUUUUUAUUUUUUAACUUUCUAAAUUUGUAAAGGUGUGCGGAAUCUUAAUAGUUACCUGCAAUAAAAGGCUGAAGUUUC